AUGUCAAUCUCAGAGGCAGGCGACUUAUUCGAUCAGAGUAUAAAUUUUUGCAUGAAACUCCACUUUGCUUCUGCAGCGCCAGUGAGGGAAACUUCUGGAGAAUUCAAGAGCAAUGCUACAACCUCUGAUAAUAAGCGCGCAGAUCUACAAGGAUUACGAGGAGUUGCCAUCCUUUUUGUGCUCGUAAUGCAUUUGUGGCCAAGUUCAUAUCGCCUUGGUUUUGUAGGCGUGGACAUCUUUUUUGUGCUCUCUGGAUUUCUCAUGGCUAAGAUACUGCUCGAAAAAAAAUUUACGACAUGGUCUGUCUGGAGAUUCUACACUCGCAGGUUCAAGAGGAUUGUUCCUUUGUACAUGCUGUUGGCCGUCGCCGUUUAUGUUUAUGGUUAUUUCUAUAUAUUGCGCCCCGAUCGCAAGCAAAUCCUUGAUGAUUUGGCUUGGGUGUACACGUACAGCUCCAACUUGCAGCCAAUAUUCGAAAAGCUUGGGUAUUGGGAUCAGCUAUCGACUUACCGAUUUUUUGUGCACACCUGGUCCCUAGGGGUGGAACUGCAAUACUACUUGAUUGUUCCAGUUAUCAUGGGCUUAGCGUUCUGCUGCGAACAUCACGUUCGCUUGAUUUUGUUUCUUUCGCUUGGUAUAUUCUCCAUCAUUUUUCAACUGUAUGCGCCACCCAAGAUAUCUUAUGGCUUCUUGUUAUCUCGGAUCUGGCAGUUUAUGUCUGGGUCAAUAGCUUACGAGUUUUCAAAGACAACUUUGUCCUCCACUGAUUACGAACCUCUGCUUAAUCGAAAUGAAGAAGGCACUUUAGAAGCAGACAAUAAUUCGUAUGCGGACAUGGGAUCUUCCAUGAAUAGGAGAGCGUCAAACAAGCGUUUCUUGUGUCGCGUUUCCUCUUUACUCGCGAAUGCUUUUUUGCUUGUUUUGGUUUUAUUGGUUGCUGUCAGUCCAAAAUCUGUCUCCGAUAGUACAGCCAGGAUUUGCUCGACUUUAAUGGCCGGUGUAGUGGUCUAUUUAAACGCAGAUGUAUUUUGCCUUACAAACGUGAUGAUAACCUAUUGUGGAGACAUAUCUUACGUUUUAUAUCUUGUCCACUGGCCAAUUAUUGUGACAGCCCGAUAUGUUACAGAUUCUCAAAUACUGAAUGCAAAAGGUGUAGCCACUGUUCUUCUCGCUGCUUUCACGCUGUCAGUAGUGACCCAUCACACCUUUGAAAAGUUCUUCAUGAAAAGAGGAGUCAUAGUGGCUUUUAUGUGCGUGGUAGCCUGCUAUGUGUGCAUUCUUGGCACCAAGUCUAUGUACCUAUACGCUCCUCCACUAGAAAGCAUCAAUCCAAACACUUCAAAGAUUGAAUACGCUAUCGAAUGGAAUAUGAGAGAAUCUCAUAAAGUAUACUACGCGAUGCCGUGCAGUAGAGAUGUCGACACUGAGCGUUAUACAAAAUUCAGGAAAGAACAUCAGUUACGAUGCGUUGCAAAAGGAAAUGGCACUGCAAAUAUUAUAUUGAUCGGGAACUCAAUUGCAUACAGAGCAUACCCGUUGUUUCACGAUAUACUAAAGGGACGCUAUCGCAACUUCAGACUUUAUUCAAGAAGCUCAUGUCCACCAUUAUCGAAUCUGUGUCCGGAUUUCACUGAAGCAAUGAAGAAAGUAGUGCAACAUGAAAAUCCAGACAUAUUAUGGUACAUGCAUUUCGCCUUAUACCCUUCUUUUGUUGCGCCUUUUCGGAAUCUUUCCAAAGAUCGAAUCUACAAAGAGUUCCAGGGAAACAUUGACUUCAUUAGCAAUUACACGAAACAUAUUGUCAUCGAUAUGCCCUAUUAUCGGACCCCAUUUAACGCUGGAGUGAAGCUUGCCAAGAGGCUGCAGUAUGGGCUCCCACCUGGUGAUGAAUUUGUGGUUACUCGGCAGCAGCUCAUCGAACAAACACAAUAUCACCGACUGCGGCUGAGUUCAUUAAAUUGCAGCAAGUGUAUCAUGAACGAAAUAAAUGAUGCUCUCUUCAAAGAUGGGCUUUUCUAUGUGUACGAUCCCAAGACAUUUCUUGUUCGACUUGGAGAUGGUCUUCAUAUGACCCCUGAUGCUAAUAACAUGAAGAUUGAACUAGGUUUCAAACAUGACGUGAUCUUCCCACAUUCGUAUCACUAUCGCGCGUUUCAGUAG
Cylicocyclus nassatus is the source of this 2160-nucleotide messenger RNA. Lineage: Eukaryota; Metazoa; Nematoda; Chromadorea; Rhabditida; Strongylidae. The record is from the annotation of a GenBank genome assembly.